CUUUAAUUCUUUCCUUCGUUUUUGUACUCUCCUGAAAAAUGGCACUGCUUCACUAUACUAUUUGUUUCUGUCCGACAUUUUGAGCAGUUACCUGUUCUCUUUGCAUUUCUCGAGAGCAGUUGUUGCAGGAGAGGAGUCUUCACUGGGGCACUUUCUUGGCCGGAGACAGCAAUGCUGCCGGCGAACGGUGACAGAGCUGGGCCAAGCUCCGGCAAAGAUGACUCUGUAGACACCGUGAAGAAGAGCAAUAGGCCUCAGCCUCGUCCAUUUACGCAGCAAGCAAUUCCAGCAUGUAAGCCUAUACUGACGCCCCAGGUGGUUAUUCCUGUACUGGUGUUUGUGGGCUUAAUUUUCAUUCCAAUUGGCCUUGCAUGUAUUGCAGCUUCAAAUAAGAUCGUUGAAUUGGUUGAUCGUUAUGAUAAAAAAUGUGUACCGCGGAACAUGCUUCACAAUAAAGUUGCUUAUAUCCAAAAUUCAUCAAUAGAUAAGACCUGCACAAGGAUCUUCAAGGUCCCGAAAGAUAUGAAGAGGCCAAUCUACAUAUAUUAUCAACUUGAUAAGUUCUACCAAAACCACAGAAGGUAUGUGAAGAGCCUCAACGAUCUGCAGCUGAGUAAUCGGAAGAAUGUGAAUGACACACAAUACUGCAGCCCUGAAGCUACUGCAAAUGGUAGACCUAUUGUUCCUUGUGGUCUCAUAGCUUGGAGCCUGUUCAAUGACACAUACAGCUUCACUCGUGGCAAUGAGACUUUGAGAGUGAACAAGAACAGCAUUUCGUGGAAGAGCGAAAGGGAUCACAGAUUUGGCAAGAACGUGUAUCCUAAGAACUUUCAGAAUGGGACUCUGAUUGGUGGAGGGCAGUUAAAUCCAAGCAAACCUCUGAGUGAACAGGAAGACCUGAUCGUCUGGACGAGAAUAGCAGCACUGCCAACCUUCAGAAAGCUGUAUGGUAAAAUCGACAUGGAUCUCCAAGCCGGCGAUCAUGUAGAAGUGACCAUGCAGAACAACUACAACUCGUACAGCUUCGACGGCAAGAAGUCACUGGUGAUAUCCACCGCCGGUUGGCUAGGAGGGAAGAACGCCUUCCUCGGCCGUGCCUACGUGAUAGUCGGCUUGGCCUGCUUCCUGCUGGCACUGCUGCUUACAUUGCUCUGCGUCGUCUUCCCCAUGAAAGAGGAGCAUCUGUCGCUGCACUAUCUUCCUGCUCGCCUUGUCCGAUGAUUAAGCAGUUGGGAAUGGCAAUGAUGGAUCUUUUGGACCAUGGAUUUUGGCAACCA
Molecule: messenger RNA, 1277 nt
Organism: Oryza brachyantha (malo sina)
Lineage: Eukaryota; Viridiplantae; Streptophyta; Magnoliopsida; Poales; Poaceae
Product: ALA-interacting subunit 1-like
Exons: 8
Coding region: 172-1221 (349 amino acids)
Cellular component (GO): plasma membrane; endoplasmic reticulum; Golgi apparatus
Source: RefSeq, a predicted model, not a curated record